UUUCUUCGACUAAAUCGCUACAAAAAAUUAAAAUAACAAAGACAACAAAAAGAAUAAUAAAAAACGACAUUUCAUAUCAGUCGUCUCCAAGAAGACAUUUUUCAUUUCGUGAAUGUCCUGUGAUCGUUUAUUGUUAACCUAAAAAAUUUAAAAAUAUUUCACAACAUGUUGAUUUCUCUACUAGUAGCAGUUUGCCCUUUACUUUGCUCUUGCAAAAUUAAAAAGUGUUUCAAAACAUGGCGUCAAAACCGAGUCAGAACCAACUCCAGAAGUGCAUGAGACAUCCAGAAUGUGUGAGAAAUGUUUGUAUUUUAGCCCAUGUAGACCAUGGAAAGACAACUGUUGCAGAUUCUCUACUUGCAACGAACAGACUGGUCAGCAAACGUCUAGCUGGAACCCUGAGAUAUUUGGACGACCGUUCGGAUGAACAAGAACGUAAAAUAACGAUGAAAAGUAGUGCAGUAUCCCUUUUAAAUGCAUUACAUGAUAGUGACUCCAAUACCAAUUAUUUGCUGUUGUUGAAUGUUAUCGACACUCCUGGACACAUUGAUUUUUCAUCAGAAGUGACGGCAGCUGUUAGAGUUUCUGAUGGGGCUAUUAUUUUAGUAGAUGUUGCUGAAGGUGUUUGCGUUCAAACUAAAGAAUCGAUUAAACAAGCUUUUGAACAGCGAGCCAAAAUGAUUCUUGUUCUGAACAAGUUAGAUAGGUUGUUCGUAAACAAAGAUGUGGAUGAAAUAUUCUUAUGUCUUUCCCAAAUAAUUGAGAAUUGUAAUGCUGUGGUAGCUGAGUUGUAUCAGUAUACAGAAAGUGAAAUAGAUAUAGAGAAAACUGAUCUACUUUUUCAUCCAGAAAAAGGAAAUGUUAUUUUUGCCAGUGCAAUUCAUGGAUGGGGUUUUACUUUAAAACAUAUAGCAGCUAUGUUCACUAAAAUACUUCCUAAUGAAACUGUAGAUUCUUUAAAUGAAAAGUUGUGGAAUUUCGACUAUUAUAUAGAUGCCAAUAGUAAAUCAAUAAAAUCAGGUGCUAUAGAAAAAAGAAAAACUAAUGUAUUCACUCAAUUAUGUUUGAAAACACUGAAGUACAUCUAUUACACAAUUGUAGUACGAAUGGAAAGAGAAAAAGUAGACCAUAUUUUAGAUAAGUUGAAUAUCAAAAAUAUCACUAGAGACAUGAAACAUAAUGACAUUAAAAUCCAGAUUAAAGCCAUUCUAGAAGCUUGGAAUCCUCUAGCAGAGACAAUAUUACAACAAUGUCACAAAAUUAUUCCUCCACCAUGUGCUAUUCCGUUAGAAAAAAUUAAAUAUUUGCUGAACCAACAUUUUUUCUGUGAAGAGCCUUAUUUGAAUGAAUGCAUAGAAAAUUUGAUUCCCCACUUCGAAAAAUGUUCCUCAAAUGAUGAAGCCCCUGUUGUAUUAUAUGUUUCAAAAAUGUUUUGUGUACACAAAUCAAAUUUAUCUCAAAAUAAACCAAAAGCAUUUGUAUUGAAAUCACCAGAAGAACUCCAAGAAUUAAGAAACAAAGAAGAACAAAAGUUGGAUUCUGAUGACAGUGAAGAAGUUAAAGAAGAGGAGAGAGAUAUUGUAACAGUAGCCUUAGCGAGAGUGUUCACUGGAAACUUGAAAAUCGGGGAUGAAGUAUAUGUUUUACAUCCAGAGUACACUCCAGACAAAAAUAAAAUAGAAGAAAAUAUAAAUGAAUUCAUUGAAAAUAACAAGAAUAUAACAAAAGCAACGGUCAAAGAAUUAUACAUGUUGUUUGGAAGGGAAUUGCUUUUAGUAGAUAAUAUUCCAGCUGGAAACAUUUGCGCUAUUGCCGGAUUAGAAUCUGCAGUUUUGCGAACAGCAACAGUUUCUAAUACUGUUAAAUGUGUCCCUUUUGUUGAGCAACAACCCCAAGAACCAAUAGUAAGAAAUGUUAUUGAGCCUGUGAAUCUAGCAGAACUUCCAAUUUUGCGUCGAGGUCUAAAAGAUUUGUUACAAAGCGAUUCUUGUCUGAAAGUGUUAACACAAGAAACUGGAGAGUUGGUUUUGUUAACUGCUGGAAGCGUACAUCUAGAAAAAUGCCUUGAAGACCUCAGAAAUAAGUUUGCCAAAAUUGAAAUCAAUGUGUACAGUCCCAUGGUGUCUUUGCGAGAAACAAUAUUAUAUGAGACAUCUAAAUAUGAUCCUAAGAAUGAAGAAUCAAAAAUUGUUACUCUGACCUCUGGCCCAUUCACGGUUUCAGUUGUAGCUGUAUGUGUACCAGAAUAUAUCUCAGAUUUGAUUAAACGUAACUAUAAUUUAUUGAGAAUGAUCGAAGAGCACUCAUCUCAAGACGAAGAUGAAAGUAAUGAGUUUGGUGAAAAGAAAUUCAAAAGUCAAAAUUUAAAUUUGGCUAUUUCUAAAAUUAAAGAAAACCUCAAAAAAACAUUCAGUAAAAAGAAAAAUUUCUGGAUGACACUUUAUGAUAAAAUUUGGAGUGUAGGUGCAAUGAACGACAACAUAAAUUUAUUGAUAAACGGUACAGAGGAUUACAAAUGUGAUAUAUUUACUAAAGCCCCAAAAACUGACAACAGAAGUUCAUAUGAUUUUUGUAUAACUAACACCUUCAAGUUAGCUUGUAAAUCUGGACCUCUUUGUGAAGAGCCCAUAAUGAAUUGUGCUUUUAUUGUAACAAAAUACGAGUUCAACUCUGACUUAAUCGAAAAUAAUUUAUUGAACACUGCAUCCGUCCAAUUACAACUCAAAUCCUUAUUUAGAGAAGCUCUAGAGAAAAGACCUUUGAGGUUGAUGGAGCCAAUAUUCACUACAGACGUACAGGUUAACACCUCUAUUUUAGGUAAAGUAUAUACUGUGAUAAGUAAGCGGCACGGUAAAGUUCUUGAUGCUGUUGGGAUGGACGAGGAAGAAAAAAAGUAUUUAGUAAAAGCACAAUUGCCAGUUAUUGAAAGUGUCGGUUUCGCAGAUGAGAUCCGUAAAAUGACAUCUGGUCAGGCUCUGCCUAAUUUAAAGUUUAGUCACUAUGAAAUUAUUAAUGGAGAUCCACUUUACGAACCAGUAUCUGAUGAUGAAGACGAAGAGGAUAUUGAUGUUGAAAGUGCGGUUAGGGCCAGUAAAUUGAGAAAGGAAUUAAGAAGGAAAAAAGGGCUUUCUGUUGAUGAUCAAGUUGUUAUGCAUGCCGAGAAGCAAAGAACUUUGAGUAAAAAGAAAUAACUAAAUUUUGUUAUGUUAUGUGAUGAAUAUUUUAAUAAACAUUAAUAUUAAAA
Molecule: messenger RNA, 3244 nt
Organism: Harmonia axyridis
Lineage: Eukaryota; Metazoa; Arthropoda; Insecta; Coleoptera; Coccinellidae
Product: elongation factor-like GTPase 1
Exons: 1
Coding region: 237-3191 (984 amino acids)
Biological process (GO): cytosolic ribosome assembly
Cellular component (GO): cytosol; ribonucleoprotein complex
Molecular function (GO): GTPase activity; GTP binding; ribosome binding
Source: RefSeq, a predicted model, not a curated record